Orbilia oligospora ATCC 24927 is the source of this 942-nucleotide messenger RNA. RefSeq lists its product as uncharacterized. The transcript is spliced from 3 exons. The record is from RefSeq and is a predicted model, not a curated record. The coding region runs from base 1 to 942 and encodes 313 amino acids. Gene Ontology annotation, biological process: protein targeting to ER. NCBI's taxonomy places the organism in Eukaryota, Fungi, Ascomycota, Orbiliomycetes, Orbiliales, Orbiliaceae. Gene Ontology annotation, cellular component: signal peptidase complex; membrane.
AUGGUCAGCCAUGAUUUUCCAUCAAGUCUAGUCCGAGACCCAGUCCGAGGUCCUUCUGAAUAUGCUUGGUUCGCACUCCCCAACGCUUUGUUGCAUUUUGUGCGGAAUACCCAUGUAAAUGUGUUGCAGUGGUUAACACCUGUCCACAACUGGCCACCACCGCGCAGCUUCCCUCGCGCUAGCUCGAAGAACGGGCUCGGUAUCACCAAUUCUCUCACGACACCGUUCCCCUCCCCACAAUCUCACAGCAGAAGGCAAGAGACAUCUUCACAAGUAUUCGAUAUGGCAGAACCUACUAAGAUCUGCCCUUAUUCUCUGCCCGACCUCAAAAACACAUCUGAUGAUGCUGUCGCGGCUUACCUAAAAACCAAAUCAUUCGCUCAAUCCCACACUCUCACCGAUGUCCGUCUAUCCCUCUCUACCGCCGCGUGCCUUAUCGCCGGCGCAACUUUCUACUUAGACUACACCCAAGGCUUCGAAAAGACCAAAACAUUUACCUUAUACGCUUGCAUUGCUUACUUCACCCUCAAUACCGCUCUAACAAUCUGGCUCUACUUUUUCGAAUCCUCGACAAUCUACGUGGGAAGACAUAAAACUGCACCAGUGUCUUUGACCAUCAGCUCAAAGGUUGCGAAGCAUGAUCCGACUUAUAGAUUGAAGAUUUUGCAGACCCAGGUGAUCGAUGGGAAGAACAUCUUGAGAAUUAGGGAUGUUGAGGGUCCGUUUAUGAAUUGGAUUGAUGAUAAGGGAUUUUUUGUUAAGAAGCCCUUUGAGAGCUGGCUAGGUGCUUCAGUACCUUGGAUUUUGGAGAAUGAAGAUGUACCGAAAGAGCUAGAUAGUGGAGUUGUAACGGCUAGUGGGAGAAAAGUUCAAGAAGAGAUGACGGGUGUUGAGGUGGGAAGUGGGAAGGGAAGCGUUAGGAGGAAGGGGAAGAAGGUGUGA